AUGGCUGUUGCUAUUUCCCAAGUUUUUCCAACCUCAAGACAUCGCCUAUGUAUAUGGCAUAUCGAGGCAGAGUUUGAGCUUUAUUGGACAAGAGAAAAAUGGUGCCCUGCAUUUAACAAAGAUUAUUUUUCUGGUGGUAUUUUAUCUUCACAAAGGAGUGAAAGCACAAAUCACUCUAUUUCUAGAAGGUUAUCCAAGACUGCUGGGCUAUGUGAUUUUUAUAGCUCCUUUGUUGGUGUUGUUUCGGAGUGGAGGAGUAGAGAGAACGGGGAAGAUGUCCGGUGUUCCCAAGGUGUACCUACAAUGGCUAUGGAUCACAUUAAGAUUUUUUCACACGCUAGGGAUAUUUACACGAUUGAGAUAUAUUACUUGUUCGAAGAGCAGUUUUUGAAAGGGGCAUCAUGCUAUCAAGAGUGUGCUCUAUUUGAAGGUGGUGUGUAUAAGUAUCACGCCUGGAGGCCGGAGAUUGAUAUUAUUAGGCAUGAAGUGAUUUUUAACGUUAGAGAGUUAGAUAUUUGGUGCAGUUGCAAGCUGUUCACUGAAACCGGGAUCUUAUGUUGUCACUGUGUACGCAUUUUAAACGUGCAUUGUGUUUCUGAAGUUCCAAAUAAAUAUAUUAUGAAGAGAUGGACUAAAAAAGUUUUGGAAGACGAGAAUGCUGGUAUUAUCCCCCCAUCUCAGUGCUUUAAUGUUCCCUCUUCUGUUUGGACUUUAGAGACCACUAGGAAAUUUCAGAAGUUGGUUGUUUAUUGCCAAGAAAACAGCGAAACACGCAAAAUUUUUGAGCAAGCAGUGUUAGAUGCCAAGAGAAAAGUUGAAGAUGAGUAUGACCCUAUUUUCUUCGAAGGUGAAGAUUGUGAUGUGGAAUCGUCAAGCGGUGUUAUAAAGGAUCCAUCAGACAGGCGGUUGAAAGGGUUACGUAAUAGGAGGUCUCAAGUUGAAGAUGCUAUUUCUAAUAUUGCUGGUAAUGGAUAUCUGGUGCAUCCAAUGUCUGGAGGUUCAAUUUUUUGUCAUUUUAGGUCAAAUGCAAAUCAAGAGGAGAAUCAGAGUGUGUCUUAA
Ipomoea triloba (trilobed morning glory) is the source of this 1059-nucleotide messenger RNA. Its product is annotated as protein FAR1-RELATED SEQUENCE 1-like. Bases 1 to 1059 code for a protein of 352 amino acids. Gene Ontology annotation, biological process: regulation of DNA-templated transcription. The record is from RefSeq and is a predicted model, not a curated record. The transcript has 4 exons. Gene Ontology annotation, molecular function: zinc ion binding. NCBI's taxonomy places the organism in Eukaryota, Viridiplantae, Streptophyta, Magnoliopsida, Solanales, Convolvulaceae.